Molecule: messenger RNA, 5301 nt
Organism: Rattus norvegicus (Norway rat)
Lineage: Eukaryota; Metazoa; Chordata; Mammalia; Rodentia; Muridae
Gene: Dlg3
Product: discs large MAGUK scaffold protein 3
Biological process (GO): chemical synaptic transmission; maintenance of postsynaptic density structure
Cellular component (GO): glutamatergic synapse; neuromuscular junction; neuron projection
Molecular function (GO): protein phosphatase binding; kinase binding
Source: RefSeq, a predicted model, not a curated record
AGGACAGCCUGAAAUUGACAACACAAGGACACAGGAUCGCAGGAUCAUCCUCUUCAGCUUUCUAAUGGCCCAAAUCUCAGCAACCUAUACUAGGAUCGCCAGUAACCCCAGAGAACAGGGGAGAUGUGUCUGAGCCGGGGGGCGCCUCUGCUUCUGUUUCUUUAAGGAGCCGCUGUUUAGCAUUCCUGCUGCUGCCGCUGCCGCUGCCUGACUCUGCGUUCUGAUUGGCUGGAAUCAAUUGAGAAGGGAGCCAGGGAGAGAUGCUCUUGACUCCACUCAGAUCCAUCCUGGGGACCUGAGCAGAAGAGGUUCUCGCCGCACCUAACCCUUGCCUGGGAGCCCGAUUCUUCUUUGCCGCUGGGCCUCGGCCCAGAAGCCACAACGGGCGACACGGAGCCGCCAGUGCUGGAGGGGGAGCCAUGGGUGCGGGGCAGCGUGGGGGCAGAGGCCCCGGGACGCCCGCCGGGCCCCAGGCCCCGCUCCGCCCGGGCACCCCCACGGGUGCCCCCCCCUUCUUGGUCUGAGCAGUGCGAGUGUGCUAGGGAGCCCAGCGGCGGCGGCGGCGUGGAAACUGGCGUGGGCUGGGGGGUCCGAGCCGCGGGGGGCAGUGCCAUGCACAAGCACCAGCACUGCUGUAAGUGCCCCGAGUGCUAUGAGGUGACCCGCCUGGCCGCCCUGCGGCGCCUCGAGCCUCCUGGCUAUGGGGACUGGCAGGUGCCGGACCCCUAUGGGCCAAGUGGGGGCAAUGGGGCCAGCUCCGGUUAUGGAGGCUACAGCUCGCAGACCCUGCCUUCACAGGCAGGGGCUACCCCCACCCCUCGCACCAAGGCCAAGCUCAUCCCCACAGGCCGAGAUGUGGGGCCAGUGCCCCCUAAGCCAGUACCCGGCAAGAACACCCCAAAACUCAACGGCAGUGGCCCCAGCUGGUGGCCCGAGUGCACCUGUACCAAUCGGGACUGGUAUGAGCAGGCCAGCCCUGCACCCCUCCUAGUGAACCCCGAGGCUCUGGAGCCCAGCCUAUCGGUGAAUGGCAGUGAUGGCAUGUUCAAGUAUGAGGAGAUAGUCCUGGAGCGGGGCAACUCUGGCCUGGGCUUCAGUAUCGCAGGUGGCAUCGACAACCCUCAUGUCCCUGAUGACCCUGGCAUCUUUAUUACCAAGAUCAUUCCUGGUGGAGCAGCUGCCAUGGAUGGGAGGCUGGGGGUGAAUGACUGUGUGCUACGGGUGAAUGAGGUGGACGUGUCCGAGGUGGUGCACAGCCGGGCCGUGGAGGCACUGAAGGAGGCAGGCCCUGUGGUGCGGUUGGUGGUGCGGAGGCGACAGCCCCCACCUGAGACUAUCAUGGAGGUCAACCUGCUCAAAGGGCCAAAAGGCCUGGGUUUCAGCAUUGCUGGGGGCAUUGGUAACCAGCACAUCCCAGGAGACAACAGCAUCUAUAUCACCAAGAUCAUUGAAGGAGGAGCUGCUCAGAAAGAUGGACGCCUACAGAUUGGGGACCGGCUUCUUGCGGUGAACAACACCAAUCUGCAGGAUGUGAGGCAUGAGGAAGCUGUGGCCUCACUCAAGAACACAUCAGACAUGGUCUAUCUGAAGGUGGCCAAGCCAGGCAGUCUCCACCUCAACGACAUGUAUGCUCCCCCCGACUAUGCCAGCACUUUCACUGCCUUGGCUGACAAUCAUAUAAGCCAUAAUUCCAGCCUGGGUUAUCUUGGGGCAGUGGAGAGCAAGGUCACCUACCCUGCUCCUCCUCAGGUGCCCCCUACUCGUUACUCUCCCAUUCCCAGACACAUGCUGGCUGAGGAAGACUUUACCAGAGAGCCCCGCAAGAUCAUCCUGCACAAAGGUUCUACAGGCCUGGGCUUCAACAUUGUAGGAGGAGAGGAUGGAGAGGGCAUUUUUGUUUCAUUCAUCCUGGCAGGAGGCCCAGCAGACCUAAGUGGGGAGUUGCGAAGGGGAGACCGGAUCUUAUCGGUAAAUGGAGUCAACCUGAGGAAUGCUACCCAUGAGCAGGCAGCGGCUGCUCUAAAACGGGCUGGCCAAUCAGUCACCAUUGUGGCCCAGUAUAGACCUGAAGAGUACAGUCGCUUUGAAUCCAAGAUCCAUGACUUGCGAGAACAAAUGAUGAACAGCAGCAUGAGCUCGGGGUCCGGGUCUCUCCGAACCAGUGAGAAGAGGUCCUUGUAUGUCAGGGCCCUGUUUGAUUAUGAUCGGACUCGUGACAGCUGCCUACCAAGCCAGGGACUCAGUUUCUCUUAUGGUGACAUUCUACACGUCAUUAACGCCUCUGAUGAUGAGUGGUGGCAAGCAAGGCUGGUGACUCCACAUGGAGAGAGUGAACAGAUUGGUGUGAUCCCUAGUAAAAAGAGGGUUGAAAAGAAAGAGCGAGCUCGAUUGAAAACUGUGAAAUUCCAUGCCAGGACAGGGAUGAUUGAGUCUAAUCGGUCGAUCAAAACGAAACGUAAAAAGAGUUUUCGCCUCUCUCGAAAGUUUCCAUUUUACAAGAGCAAAGAAAACAUGGCCCAGGAGAAGAGCAUACAGGAACAGGGAGUGACAUCCAACACCAGUGACAGCGAAAGCAGUUCCAAAGGACAAGAGGAUGCUAUUUUGUCAUAUGAGCCAGUGACACGACAAGAAAUUCAUUAUGCCAGGCCUGUGAUCAUCUUGGGCCCAAUGAAGGACCGAGUCAAUGAUGACCUCAUCUCUGAGUUCCCGCAUAAGUUUGGAUCCUGCGUGCCACAUACCACCCGACCUCGGCGUGAUAACGAGGUAGAUGGACAGGAUUACCACUUUGUGGUUUCCCGGGAACAGAUGGAGAAGGAUAUUCAGGACAACAAGUUCAUCGAGGCAGGCCAGUUCAAUGAUAAUCUCUACGGGACCAGCAUCCAGUCUGUGCGGGCGGUUGCAGAGAGGGGCAAGCACUGCAUCUUAGACGUGUCCGGCAACGCUAUAAAGAGACUGCAGCAAGCACAACUUUAUCCCAUUGCCAUUUUCAUCAAGCCCAAGUCCAUCGAAGCACUUAUGGAAAUGAACCGACGGCAGACAUACGAACAAGCAAAUAAGAUCUUUGACAAAGCCAUGAAACUGGAGCAAGAAUUUGGAGAAUACUUUACAGCCAUUGUACAGGGUGACUCACUGGAAGAGAUUUAUAACAAAAUCAAACAAAUCAUUGAGGACCAGUCUGGGCACUACAUUUGGGUCCCAUCCCCUGAAAAACUCUGAAGAAUCCCCUCCAACCAUUCUCUUGUGAACAGAAGAAAUCAAGUCCCUCUUCCCUCCUUCCUCUUCAUUCCUGUCCCCACGGGGAGAACAAAUGACUACUGUUCUUGUCCCCCUUUUUAGAUAUGUCAAAAAUUGAGUUUUCUAGUCCUGUUCUUUUUUAAAAAUGUUGUUUGGUUUUGGUUUAUUUUUUGGGAUGAUGCCAUCUCACUCAUCAUGUGACCGUGCCCAUUCCUGCAUGGACCUUUCCCGCGCUAGCACAGGUGCAAACCCAUCAGAGUUGUUGUUCUCAUAAACACCCAGCAGAAGCGCAGAGAAGAGACGAGGACUGACGGAAAGACAGACUCUGGACAACUGCACAGCUUGUGAAGUGAGCGAAACAGCCCACGUGAUGAGGUGCCCCUGGGCAUUUCUACCCUGUACUGCUGGCUUGCAGCUCUGAACAGUGCAACGUAACGGCUACAGAAAGUAUCUUAUUUAUAUAUAGAUAUAUAUAUGUAAUUUAUAUAAAAUAUAUAGAAAUUAUUAUAUAUAUAUAUUAUACACUCUUCUAUAAUAUAUAUAUAUAUUCACAUACAUUGGGACUAGAAAAAUCUAUGGAGAUGUCCAUCAAUGGUACUAUGUUAUUAGAGAAAUGCUUUAAUUUUCAUAUUCCAAUCAGAUGACAUCCUAUGUUCCACUGGUUGGGAAGGGGUUGACAACAGUAGUAAGUGCUAUACCAAAGCACUUGGAUUUGGUCAUUCUCUUCAGAGCUAAGGUUUGCUCCAGGUGGGGCCAACCUACAGCGCAAGAGAAGGGGCUUUGGCUGGGAGCUUGAGCUUGGAGACUUGACUGAAAGCAGUUGCUGCCCCUGCAGGGCAGCCAUUCCUGUGCAGAAAGAGAGAAUGAAUGGCUAAUGACGCUCCGGAUGAAAUUGCCUAUUGUUCUAUGCCGCCUGACGUGUCUGCAUGAGAGGUUUCCUUUUUGUUCAUUUUUAAGCUGCUGUUAAACCAAAACCAUGUUGUGCUACUGUGUCAGCCUUUUCAUUAUUCCAAAUUUUACUUUUACUAUUUAAGUGAAUGCGUAGAAUCCUAUUUGCCAGUGUUCUAAAGGCUUGUGAGGUUCGGAAGGAGCCAGGCCUGGGAUACAGCAGUAACUCCGGCCUGGCCAUCCAGUCAACAGAGGGAAAGCAGGGGCUGGUGAGGGCAGAGAGUACAAGCUGCGCUCAGUUACUAUGCUGGACUUAGCUAGGGGUUCCUUCAUGGGGCCACUGACAGGCGUAGGGACGAGCUUGCCUUCCAGCUCUGUGCUGGGACAGCGGAAGAGCACCAGGCUUGACCAGCCGUGUAGUGAGUUGAAUUUGGGUUCUUUUACUUUGUAACUGCUCCAUUUGCCCUACCCCAGCCCCCUCACCAACAGCUGGUAGCUUACUGUUUCUUCAAGAAGAAAGUAGACUUUAAUGCUGUAAAUUUGAGCUGUAGAGCUAAGACUCGCUUACUGGUGAGCUGUGAAAUCUUGUUGCUUUUUUCCCAGAGUCUGAUGGCAGUGACUGGUCCAGGUAGUUUUCCUCCCACAGCCAGUGCAGGCAGCAGGUGUGGUCCAGGCCCUACCCCACCCCACUAUGCUCCUUUGAAGCCAACGUGCCUCCCUCACCUCCACACUGGAGGGAUGACGCAGGGGAGAACAUAGAAUUGCUUGGCCCUCAACUGGGUUAGGACCAUUGCAGGUGACGCAGUGUUGAAGACACUUUAAAGCACUACCAGCCACAUUCAGGAACUCUGUUCACAGGUAUCCUACCAGCACAAUGAGGCUAACUGUGACUCGUGGGGCCCAGAGUCAGAAGAAAGAAAAGGCAGCAGCUUUCCUUUGGGCAGUACACUGGAUUGAAGGCAAAGAGGGAUAAAGCGACAGAUGAUUGUGACUCUCAUGAGGGGGGUGAGCGGAGAGUGUUGAUUCUCUGAUGGUAACUGACAGGUGUGAACAAUGCUCAGCCCUCCCUCCCUCCCAGGGAAGAAAAGCAAAGAUUCAAAGUAAGCAUGAUAAUAGUUGGUUUACCAGUGUUCCUUCCAAGGAGACAUAUAUUUUUUAAUAAAUGAUAGUUGCAAUGAA